AUGAAACUUCCUCCUGCAGUCUUGGCCCUAGCUUGUCUAUCGGUGCAAGUCAUAGGAAACACUUUGUCCAAUCGAAAUGGUUCUUACGAUGUUGCAGAACACCUGAAUGGCGAAAAGCACGCUUUGUUGCAAGAUAUCGUGACUUGGGAUAAUCAAUCGCUUUAUAUCCAUGGAGAGAGAAUCAUGAUCUUUUCUGGUGAAAUACAUCCAUUCCGCCUCCCUGUCCAAUCGCUUCAUCUCGACGUGUUCCAGAAAGUUAAAGCCCUCGGCUUCAAUACGGUUUCGUUUUACGUCGACUGGGCUCUUUUGGAAGGCAACCGAGGCACCUAUCGCGCAGAUGGUGUUUUUAAUCUGCAGCCGUUUUUUGACGCAGCAUCUCAAGCGGGAAUCUAUCUUCUUGCCCGCCCCGGUCCUUAUAUCAACGCUGAAGAUGAUGCGUCGUUAUGGCCUUCAGGAGCUCUGCCUACCUAUUUCCUGGAGCGUCACAUGCAGCAAAGCCCGUCGACUCCUUUGUCACUUGUUGAGUUCCAAGGCGGUUUCUUCGGUGCUUGGGGAGGGCCCGGUUACGACAAAUGUAGUGCUCUAUUCAAUGCUCAAUUUGAAAAUGUCUUCUACAAAAACAACCUGGCCGCUGGAGUUGCUAUUAUGAAUUUGUACAUGAUAUACGGCGGCACAAACUGGGGCAACCUCGGCUAUCCAGGAGGGUACACGAGCUAUGACUACGCUGCAGCGAUAUCUGAAACGCGGGAAAUAAACCGUGAGAAGUAUAGCGCACUUAAACUCAUUGGUAACUUCCUCAAAGUCUCGCCUUCGUAUCUCGAUGCUGUACCUGGCAACGCAUCAACGACACAGUAUACACAAACAGCGGACCUUACAGUGACUCCAUUGAUUGGGCAAAAUACUCACUCCGCAUUUUUCGUCGUCAGACAUACUGAUUACGCUAGUACCAGUUCCACAAACUAUACCCUUAAACUUCCAACGAGCGCUGGUACUCUGACCGUGCCUCAAUUAGGAGGUUCACUGACCUUGAAUGGCCGCGACACUAAGCUCCAUGUCACUGACUAUGAAGUUGGGACUAUAAAUGUUCUUUACUCAACAGCAGAGGUACUUACUUGGAAAAAGUUCCACGACUAUCGUGUGCUUAUAGUCUACGGCGGGCCAGGCGAGCAUCAUGAGAUUGCAAUUUCCUCGAAGUCGGCGGCUAUUGUAUUGAGUGGUGAACAGUCUUCUAUUCUAACAAAGUCUGUGAACGGCCAGUCUGUUAUAUCGUGGGAUGUAUCAUCUUCGCGAAUUAUCGUUAAAGUUGAAAAUCUACUAAUUUUACUCAUUGAUCGUAACACCGCAUACAAUUAUUGGGUCCCUCAACUUGAUAAUUCACCCUCCAAGACUGAUUUUACGACGAUGAGUACCGUUGAAAACUCAAUUAUUGUUAAAGCCGGUUACCUUGUCCGCACAGCCUACAUACAAGGUGACCAACUGCAUGUCACAGCCGACUUCAACAGCACCACAGAAGUCGAAAUUAUUGGAGCUCCAAAGUCAGUCAAGUGCCUUUUCAUCAAUGGUGAGGAAUUCAGCUACAAUAGGGAUGCGAACGACUUCUGGAUAGCACAGUUCAACUACACGAGUCCAGACCUCAUUCUUCCGGACUUUUCAAAAUUAGAAUGGAAAUUUAUCAAUAGCUUGCCAGAAGUCCAACCAAUCUAUGACGACAGCGCUUGGAUUAGUGCUAAUCACAAUACGACCAAUAACACUGUCGCCCCUUUGAAAACCCCUGUUUCUCUUUAUUCAUCUGAUUAUGGAUUUCAUACUGGCUCCCUGCUUUACCGCGGCCACUUCACCGCCAAUGGCUUAGAAAAGACUUUCACUAUGCAGACUCAAGGUGGUACAGCGUAUGGAAGUUCCGUCUGGCUUAACCAGACGUUUAUAGGUUCUUGGGAAGGGAGCCCUUCAAGUGACUCCCAGUCGUCUACCUUCAACUUGCCGUCUCUCGAAUCAGGAGCCAGCUACGUAUUGACGAUUAUUGUCGAGAUCAUGGGUCUCGACGAAGAAUGGAGAGGGCCCCCACGUCAAUUGAAGAACCCACGGGGUAUACUCGACUACAACCUUUCGGGCCAUAACAAAGAUGACAUUUCCUGGAAACUGACGGGAAAUCUCGGCGGCGAGGACUAUAUCGAUCUUGCGCGUGGUCCACUGAAUGAAGGAGGUCUCUACGCAGAACGACAAGGCUGGCAUCAACCCGAUCCACCGAGUGACCACUGGCAGACAUCCAGUCCUCUGACCGGGCUGGACAAAGCUGGCGUCGGCUUUUACUCCACUUCGUUUCAUCUCGAUCUCCCUAGAUAUUAUGAUGUCCCGCUGUCCUUCGUAUUUAGCGACGAUUCCGCCACCACGAAGCCGUACAGGGUGCAAUUAUAUGUUAACGGAUAUCAAUUCGGCAAGUUCAUGCCACAUAUCGGACCCCAAACGGAGUUUGCCGUGCCACAGGGAAUAUUGAAUUAUCAAGGCAAAAACUGGGUCGCACUAACGAUUUGGGCUCAGGAGAACGGUGGUGCGAAACUGGGCGGUUUCCGUUUGACCAAUUCCACGCCAGUGCGUUCUGCGCUGUGUGACAUUGUGGCAUCGGAGCAGCCUGUAUAUGAAAAGCGAGCCGGGGCAUACUAG
Messenger RNA from Talaromyces amestolkiae, 2661 nucleotides. RefSeq lists its product as uncharacterized. Gene Ontology annotation, cellular component: vacuole. NCBI's taxonomy places the organism in Eukaryota, Fungi, Ascomycota, Eurotiomycetes, Eurotiales, Trichocomaceae. Gene Ontology annotation, biological process: carbohydrate metabolic process. The record is from RefSeq and is a predicted model, not a curated record. The transcript is spliced from 7 exons. Gene Ontology annotation, molecular function: beta-galactosidase activity. Bases 1 to 2661 code for a protein of 886 amino acids.